Messenger RNA from Micropterus dolomieu (smallmouth bass), 3128 nucleotides. RefSeq names its product immunoglobulin superfamily member 10-like. The transcript has 5 exons. Gene Ontology annotation, molecular function: integrin binding. NCBI's taxonomy places the organism in Eukaryota, Metazoa, Chordata, Actinopteri, Centrarchiformes, Centrarchidae. Bases 138 to 1169 code for a protein of 343 amino acids. The record is from RefSeq and is a predicted model, not a curated record. Gene Ontology annotation, biological process: cell adhesion.
AACUUAGUGUGGUGUGAUCACAGGCUGCGCUACCAAUAUUGUUCUACUACGACAGAAACUGAGGACUUUCUGACCAACUUUGGCUUUUAUGUUCAACAAUUCUUUAUAUUUGUCUUACCAAAAAACAACUGUGAAUAAUGUUUUUCCGUUUAAUUCUUUUGAUUGUUUCCUUGAUGAGUUUUCUGCGCAACCUCCAUGUAUUCAGUUGUGAUGAAAACUGUGCAGAUAAACCUGUGUUCACUCCGUCCAGACUGGUAGUGAAGCAUGGCGACCGAACUUCUGCCAACUGCACUGUUUGUCAGCAUUGCCUCCCCAAUGCAGCCAAUGGUUUGGAAAAAUCUGUGGGUGUCAUAGAAAAAACCGAAACCACGAUUUCAUGGAUAAUUGGCACAAUGACUGAAUGGGACACAUCUGCCAUCUGCUAUUAUGCAAGCAAUGCUGGCCAGUGUUGUACCAAACUGCUUGUAACUGUCUACCAGCCUCCACAUAAUGUGGCCAUCAGCUUUGUUGAUCACUCUGGGCCGAUGUUGGAGGGUCAUCAGUACACUCUGCAGUGUACAGUACAGGAUGUUGCUCCUGUUAAAGACCUCACUGUGACCUUCUACAAAGGACACACAGCACUGGGUCAACUGCAGUCCAACAACACAGAGAAGACACCAGUGACUGAGAGCUUCACUUUAAACAUCAUCCCCAGUAACAAGGAUGAUGGAGUCCAGUACUGGUGUGAAGCCAAGCUAGAACUGGGACCUGAAGGACCACAGCGCCCUCCAGUGGUGAUGUCACAAAACAUCACUGCAACUGUCCACUAUAAGCCUCAUCGAGAGGGGUCAUCCCAUAGAGAUCCGAUUAACCUUACUGUUUUAGAGGGAACCCCUCUACAACUGAACUGCGCUGCUGUGGGAAACCCCAGCCCCUCAUACACCUGGACGCUACCAUCAAAUAUGACUACUUCCUCCAGUCGCAGUGUUUUCCGUAUCGGCUCUGUAGCUCUUCAGGAUAAAGGGCGGUACACCUGUUUGGUCAGCAACGAUGUAGGGACUAUCACUGUGAAUUUUAAUGUGGUUGUCCAACGUUUGGACCCAAAGACCAGACCGAAGAGUAGUACCAGCAGCAUACUGAUUCACGGGUUCAUAAUGUGUUUUAUGCUUUUAUUCUCUGCUCUGGUUUGAGUUCAUUCUGGGAGAAGGAAGCUUAUUGGGUGGUGAUGGAGCAGUGGACAGGACGCCUGCCUUUGAUGUGAGAGAUCCUGGUUCGAAUCCACUGUGAGACACCAUUGUGUCUCUGAGCAAGACACUUAACCCUAGUUGCUACAGAGGCGUGCGACCUCCGACAUAACGAGCAAUUGUAAGUCACUUUGGAUAAAAGCUUCAGCUAAAUGAGUAAAUGUAAGGGUUGUUUCGAGAAUAAUAACAAGUAAUAGCAUAUUUUUGUCAUAAAAAAUAUAAUUGGGCGAUUAAAGGCAUUUCACACAGUCCUUUAAAUCUGUUGUCAAUACAAUAGUUCUCUAAUACCAUUAAGAAGCCAACCUGUUGUGCCUCUUUGCAAUGUAAUACUGAUAUUUAAUCACUAGAGGGCAUCAGUGUGUGUAAGUUAGAAGGGUUUACAUGAUUUUUGCUUUUCCACAAAUGCAUACAUGGAACAAGCUCUAAUUAUAAAGUUAGAUAAAUUCAAGUGGCUAUAUUAUUGACCAUUAACCCUCUAUUGCAUGAGGUAUUUUUUGAAAAAUGAAAUGAAAAUUGUUUCAAUGUGUUUUUGUGGCUUAAAAUUGCUUUAAUAAUGUAAAUAUUAAAAAAAUAAUUAAUUAAAGGGGGGGGGGUUGUUGUUAAAUUGUUGCCAUAUGAUAACAAUGUGCAAUUGUGGAAGAUGCUGCUUCUCUCAAAACAUGCUUUUAUUAUAAACAAGAUUAAACAAAUUCAACUUAAAUUGAUAGCCCAAUGUUUAUACUGUGAAAUUACUUUCAGUUUUAAUGUAGUUUGUAAUUUAUGUAAAUAAUAACACAUCACCCCUUGUCCCCAAAGUAGUUCCGCUCUUGGUUAAUGCAGGGAAACACAUUUAGAGCACCUGUUCCCCACAAUGCCUUUACAUCUUGGCAUUUUGCAGGAGCUAACUCUGCCCAGCUCACUGUUCCUAUCCCUUAAAAAUAAAAGUUGUCUUGCAUGUUCUAUGGAUAAAAUCAACAUAUGUAAGCAGACUUUACAAUGUAAAUAGCACAAAAUAAUAAUAAUACUUCCUACAAUUACAAUUAUUGUACAAUAAGAACAAUAUAUCAAUGUGUUUCAGCACCUGUAAAUCAUUUAUAAGAUAUUAUAUUCCAACAAGAAAACAUUGUCUAAGCUGUAAACAAUAUUGCACCAGUGUAAUUUGAUUUUGAUUUUGAUUUUAAAGCAUUGUUGCCAUAUGACAAUGCCAUGAAAUAUUGGGUUACAGCCAAGCUAGUGUGUCUGUGAGGCUGUACUUAGACACAGCAGUGCUUUGAGCUAAAUGCUAAUGUCAGCAUGCUAACAAUGACAAUGCUAACAUGCUGAUGAGAUUUAAUAUCUUUCAUGUCCGCUAUCUUAUAGUUUAGCAUAUUAGCAUGCUAAUUUUGUUAACCCUGCACUAAACAUUAGCACUAAACAAAAAGUGCAACUGAGGCUGGUGGGAAUGUCUUUAAUUCUGCUGAUAUUUUGUCAUAACCCAAAUAAUUGGACACAUUUAAAUUUUGACUUAAAGAUAGUGCUAGAUGAAAAGUCAAAGACUCACCAAAAUUAUUGCAAUUAUAUCUGAGGGGAAAUUAAAGUUUAAAAUGAAUUCUGUGCCAAUCCAUCUGUUAGAUGUUAAUAUAUUUCACUGAAAACCACCCUCAUGGUUGGGCAAGAGGAAAUGUCAGAGGAUCACCAAAUUCAUUGGGAUUCAUCCUCUGGGGAAUAUGAAUAUCUGCGCAAGAUUUCAUGGUAAUCCAUCUAAUAGUUGUUGAGAUAUUUCAGUCUGAACCAGUGGUGGACUGACUAGGAAAUCAACCUUCCUAGAGCCACGCAGUUAGCAUGGCUUUUAAAAAAUGAUUAUGUUGUUGCAAUAAUUGUGUUUCCUGCAUGUUAUGUUUCAACGCUUUAUGUUUUAUUCAAUGAAAUCCACGAUGUGUUACUUUA